Messenger RNA from Drepanopeziza brunnea f. sp. 'multigermtubi' MB_m1, 918 nucleotides. NCBI's taxonomy places the organism in Eukaryota, Fungi, Ascomycota, Leotiomycetes, Helotiales, Drepanopezizaceae. The record is from RefSeq and is a predicted model, not a curated record.
AUGGCUGACACCACUGGCCCAGUCGCUUCAGCUAUCGUCUCCCCAGAUGCUGAACCCAGAGUGGAUGCUGAAGCUGAAGCUCCUGAAGCUCCUAAAUCUCCCAAAGCUCCUCUAAAACGGCGACUGUCCUCGGCGUCCGACUCGGACUCGACAUCGAAGCGACCCAAGUGUUCCCCUGAUGCACCUCUGCGCGAUUUUUCCCAGCCAAUCCAGUCUGUCAGAAAGGAGCCAGAGGUUAAGAGCGAGGAUGCGCUUCAAAAACGUCGGAAGAGCAGCGUUCAAGAAGAGAAGAGGCGCGGGCAGCGAUUAUUCGGUGGACUGCUAAGCACACUCAGCCAGAGUACGCCAAAUGGUCAGCAGAAGCGACGGCUGGAUAUCGAGAAACGCCAGCAAGAGAAAGCUAAGCAGCAAAAGGCCGCCGACGAGGCGCGGAGGAGAGAGAAGCUCGCAGAUUUAAAGACUGUCCGGAAGGCUGAGCAGAUCAUCUACGACGAAGCUGAGAUGCGAACACGACAUUCCAACCUUAUAGCAAUGGCGCACUUCCUCUACACAGCAUCUGAGCCGAGAAUUUACUACAGCCCGUGGAAACUGCUGUCACGAGAUGAAGAGCGAAUCAGGACCCAGAUUAAGGAAGCCGAAGCCACGAUCGACAGAGAAACCUCACAAUUUAAAUUGCGAUAUCCGGACCGAUCUGUGAGAAAUGAUUCCAGGACAGAAAAAGCUGACAGCAUGUCAAAAGAGACGCCGGGUGAGCCUCUAACCGAGUCUCCCUCUGUUCCCAACAUUGAUGUUACUACUAAUGAUCCCCCUGAACUACAAGCACCACAGUCUGAGCAGAACAAGGAUGAGAAUCAGGUCCAGGAGGAACAUACUGGCGAGGUUGUCGUGGAGAACGAUGAAGAUACGGUCAUAUACUGA